UCUCAUCUGUGUGAAGAGGAAGAUGCAUAAGAAUACCAUGAAACUCAUUCUGCUUUUCUACCUGAUUUGGUGACAUGAAGGCAAGUGAUAUGAGGUGCAUUUAACCCCAGGUUUACAUGCAUAUUAUUCACUGACUGCUAGUACAGAGAACUCUCUGCAUUAUACAACAAUCAGAUGAAGAAAAUGAAUAUGUUGCAGCAUCAAAAAUAUCGUUGCCGACGUGGUGAUCUGCAGAUGAAGUAAAAUGAAUACAAGCAACAUUGGUGGCUCGGUUUCCACUUGGGACCUUUUGAUCCUGCCAAAAGAGUAGAGAAAGGAUAAGCCUGUGAGGCAAUGUGGAACAUGUCCUUCGAUGUUAUAUAUGGUGCAGCCUUAAGGUUCUGCAGUCCCCACUAGCAAUUGGAAUCAACUCUCCCUUCACAGAGGAUGACGUCUCCACUGAAAUGCACCUGAUUCUCCAUGUCUCACUGCAGCACCACACUGCUUGUUUCUUUCAUAUGGAUGUGGUAUCAUGAUUCUUUUUUCAUGGACCAGCAAUCGAUGGAUAAUUUUGGACAGUGUAAAGAAGCUUGACCCAAAGAGAUGCCACAGGAGAGACUCAGUGGUAUGUUCAUAUCUAUAUCCAUAAUUUGCAAGUCUUCUCUUGUCUAUCCACCAUGAUAUGUAGCAUGAAUCUACCAUCCAGAUCAUAGAUAAACAAUGUAACUGAAGCAGAUAAAGGCUGAUCAUGAGCUGGAUACCUAUGUGACAAAUCAGACUAAAACUGAUAUCGAUGCUCUUUGACUUUCUGAGGCAAUUUACAGUUUCACUGCUGAAGGACAGAAAAAUCUGUGUUCUGCUAUUGACUUGAUUGGAGUGAAGAUUAAGUGGGUUCAGUUUGUUCUCCACUUUGUCCAUCAACAUUGUGAGGCUAUUCGAGCCAUACUCUCUGCAAACUGCUAAAAACUUCAAGCUCUUGCAAUGGCAACUCAGUACAUGUUUCAGUGUCUUGAAACUUCUCGGUUUUUCUCAGACUUUAGAAAUGAGAAUCUGAUGGAAGAAGUCAGCAUCUCAUGCUGGCCUACUCAUCCAAGAGCGGACUUGGACUUUUCAAAACUGCAGAGAACUUCUGGCGUCAAAAAAUUGGUAGCACGACAGCCUCCCAGAUAUUCCAUAGUGCACAGCGCAUCUGUGACCACAGCCAGGAAGAAAUCUGACAUUAUCCAAAUCACAAAAUAGUACCAAGUGGAAUACACAACUGAAGUGAAUGACAACGAGGGUCACCGUCCAUGCCAUGAUAAGAGAGUGCUCCAGGCAUGCAGACCAUAUCCAAAGGAACAUAUGCUCCCUUUUGGCUGCAAUCCUUGUAGUGUUGUGAAACAACGAUCUUUUUGGCUCUAUAUAAGCAAGCCACACAGGAGGAGAGGAAGACCAAUACAUACCAGGUCUUAAGCAUUUAGUUUGGCUCUUCAGCAACCACAUCCCUUGAUCAAGGACUUGAGAUCCACAUAUCAGUUGCAUUUUCUUGGUGAGAUAAAAUGGACAAGGUGAUGAAGAUGGCAUCACAACGAGCAGUGGUAGUCUUCAGCUUGAGCUCAUGCUGCAUGUGCCAUACUGUUUUGAGCCUCUUCCAUGACCUUGGUGUCAAUGCCACCAUCCAUGAGCUCGACGAGGACCCAAGGGGGAGAGAGAUGGAGAGGGCUCUUGCCAGGCUUGUGGGGCGUAAUCCGCCGGUGCCAGUAGUAUUCAUUGGCGGCAAGCUGGUUGGAUCCACAGACAGGAUCAUGUCACUGCACCUUGGUGGUAAACUGGUCCCUCUUCUUCGUGAGGCAGGUGCUCUUUGGGUAUAGAUAGUGAAUUCUGCACUCUGAUAAGAAUCAGCUAUAUAUGAGAAGUAGACAAAAAGAUUAUCUAAUACGAAAUGCGAUGUGUGAAAAUAAACUAUAGAGUAUGACUUUAUGUGUACAAACUCGUUACAGAUCAUACACCAUGUACCUUUGACACUAUAAUGAAUAUUGGUUAAGAGUUCUCUUA
Molecule: messenger RNA, 2013 nt
Organism: Musa acuminata subsp. malaccensis (wild Malaysian banana)
Lineage: Eukaryota; Viridiplantae; Streptophyta; Magnoliopsida; Zingiberales; Musaceae
Product: putative glutaredoxin-C14
Source: RefSeq, a predicted model, not a curated record